This is a messenger RNA of Candidozyma pseudohaemuli, 1923 nucleotides long. RefSeq lists its product as uncharacterized. Gene Ontology annotation, molecular function: protein binding. The transcript has a single exon. NCBI's taxonomy places the organism in Eukaryota, Fungi, Ascomycota, Pichiomycetes, Serinales, Metschnikowiaceae. The record is from RefSeq and is a predicted model, not a curated record. The coding region runs from base 1 to 1923 and encodes 640 amino acids.
AUGCCCACUUUGAUGGAACCAGAGGAACUAGAUCCCGGUCUUUUUCUGGAGCUACCUUGGCUUGUGGUUAGAGAAAUUCUCUCUUAUGUUCCUAGAGAAUACAUUUCAGACGCAUUCUUGAAAGUGCCAUGGCUACGAGAACGACUCAUCGAAGAGUACUACGGUGAACUUCACUUCAUCCUCACGCCCUUGAAACGGCCACAUUCUUGUUAUUAUGACAGAUCAGAGCUCAUAGACAUUAGCAGCUAUGGUGAAAUAUCGUCCUUUUUGGAUGAAAACCCUGACAUCGUUCCACAUACGGUUCGAGUUAUGACAUCAAUGGAUUUCAUCUCGAUGCGAUCGCUUUUAACUGAUUACAGAGAUCGCUUUGAAAGGAUCCCGAAUCUUCACCUCGAGAUAAUGGGUCACCAUUUUACUGAGGACUGCUUCGAGUUUAUCCAAUCCUUUGGCAACUUGAAGAAGCUUCAGCUCACGGGGCCUGUUUUAGACGAUAUCAGCGAUAUGAGUACAACUUUUGCUCAAUUGAACUCCCUAGAGACUCUAGUUAUACUAGGGCAUAAGAUUCGAGACUGGAGUGGUGUCGCUCUUCCCAAAAGUCUCAAACAUCUAGAUAUUUCGUGGAUGAAUAGGUGCAAUGUGACAACAAUCGACAUACCACCCAAUGUUGAGGAAAUUUAUUGGAAUGAUGCGGGACUCACCUCUUCAAGACUAUCAGCUGUUGACUUUCCCUCAUGCAUAUCGACACUUGUGAUCACCGAGGGCAAAAUUGAAUGUUUGAAACUCUCCCAAUUGCCUAGAUCUUUGAAGUGUUUGGAGAUCUCAAGAUCACAAUUGAGGGAUUUCUCAUGUGAUGAGGUAUCCGAUCAGUGGCCACUAUCGCUAGAGACGUUGAUCUUGAGUAGAAAUCGUAUUCACAACGGUUCUCUCGAUCAACUUAGCGAAACAAGACUCCCCCCUGGUUUACAGAUUUUGAAGCUCGACGGCAAUCUCAUCAGCCAUGUAUAUCAUCUAAGGCAUUUACCGGAUUCUUUAAAGCUAUUGGACAUUUCUAAGAAUCCUCUCCAAAAUUUGGAAGACCCUACCAACUAUGAUGGGUACCUAUACUAUCGUUUCCCACGCGACUUGGAGAUUCUCAAUUUGUCAGAAUGCAUCCAUGCGGGUCCAGCUCGCUAUGGCACCUCUUUGGUGUUACCAUCUGAGCGUAUCAGGUUGCCAUCCACACUUCAAGAGCUUGAUUUAAGUGGAAAUCUCAACUACAGGUUUGAGGCGUUCUUGCUCCCUGAGUCUCUCAGAAGACUCUCUAUGAUAUGCUCAGGCAUUCGGAGUUUGUCAAAGUAUGACUUUACAUUUGAGGAUGGUCUUCCGAAUACCGAGGUACCUGUGGCGUGGGCAGAUCUCAAAAAUCUUGUUUCACUCGACGUCUCAGCUAACGUUAUUAGCACACUCGAUGGAUGGACUCCUCCGCCAAAUCUUGUUCUGCUUGACCUAGCCUCGAACAGAUUGAAAGAGAUAUCUUCAAAUUCCUCCCUCUUCAACAAGAAGAUUAAUCUACGGUUCCAGCACCUUCAACGUCUCAACUUAUCUAACAAUGAGAUUGAGUCAAUCGACGACCUGGCUCAUUUCCCACCUAAUGUGGUAUUCGUGAACCUUGAAAAGAACAACCUUACUCAGUUUAUUUUCACUGAUGGGAUGUUGAACAGCAAAAUGCUAUGUUCUCUCAACUUGGCGGGAAACGGAAUCGAGCACAUUGGAGCUAAAACAGCAAAGAAAGCCACUUUAAGGGAGUUCGACUUAUCACUCGCAGGCCGAGAUAGACCCGCUCGACUGAUUCAUCCAGAUAGUCUCUAUGAAGUGUUGGACAAUUUGGGUUUGAAAACGACACGUAGAAAACGAAACACUCGAUCCAUGCAUCAGUUUUUAUAG